This is a messenger RNA of Geosmithia morbida, 549 nucleotides long. Its product is annotated as LysM domain. The record is from RefSeq and is a predicted model, not a curated record. Bases 1 to 549 code for a protein of 182 amino acids. NCBI's taxonomy places the organism in Eukaryota, Fungi, Ascomycota, Sordariomycetes, Hypocreales, Bionectriaceae. The transcript has a single exon.
AUGUCCCGAUUCUCUCGAUACGACACGGACGAGGAGCGUCUGCCAGAGGGCAUGACGCGGGUCGGAUACGAUGCUGAUACGCAAGUCUAUACGUUCCAAGACUCCGAUGGGAGUCUCUGGGAAGGGGCCCCUGGAGCAGAAUACGGCCAGCUCUACCGUGCCGGGCAGGCCCCAGAUCCAGACGAAGUCGAUGCGGACACGGAGCCAUUCCUCAUGUCAGAGCACACUCAAUCCCAGACAUCGUGGCGGGCUGAGAUGAUGCCACUGCUCAACUUCUUUGUCCUUGUUGGUGUCUCCCUGAUGGCCCUCUUCUGGUACCUCAACACAGCUUCCAGGCCGUCGGAUGGCAGGGAAGACACCGCACCCGGACUGUCCUGUGCCAAAGGCAGCACCCCAUAUAUCUUGCAGGGUGGCGACUCAUGCUGGGAUCUGGCUCAGGAGCACGGAAUUACCAUGGACGAUAUCAUGUCUCUGAAUCCGGGGUUGAAAUGCGAGAGUUUGCUAGCAGACACGCAGAUCUGCCUACCAAAGUCGCCCAUCGUUGGGUGA